Molecule: messenger RNA, 5197 nt
Organism: Mus musculus (house mouse)
Lineage: Eukaryota; Metazoa; Chordata; Mammalia; Rodentia; Muridae
Gene: Meis2
Product: Meis homeobox 2
Exons: 14
Coding region: 520-1911 (463 amino acids)
Biological process (GO): positive regulation of mitotic cell cycle; response to mechanical stimulus; response to growth factor
Cellular component (GO): nucleus; perinuclear region of cytoplasm
Molecular function (GO): DNA-binding transcription activator activity, RNA polymerase II-specific; sequence-specific double-stranded DNA binding; RNA polymerase II cis-regulatory region sequence-specific DNA binding
Source: RefSeq, marked reviewed
GAGAGUGUGUGUGCGUGCGUGUGUGCGUGUCUGGCCGCGCGUGUCCCAGCGCUGAGCGAGCGGGCGGGCGGCGAGAGCGUGUGAGUGGUGUGUGUGUGUGUGUGUGUGUGUGUGUGUGUGUGUGUGUGUGUGUGUGUGUGUGUGUACUUGUGUGCAAUUGUUACACGCUUUCGCCUCGCUCCAGCUUUUACCCCGGCAGCGUGAUUCCCCGGGUUCUCUGCGGGCGGCGAGAGCGUGUGAGUGGUGUGUGUGUGUGUGUGUGUGUGUGUGUGUGUGUGUGUGUGUACUUGUGUGCAAUUGUUACACGCUUUCGCCUCGCUCCAGCUUUUACCCCGGCAGCGUGAUUCCCCGGGUUCUCCUGCCGCCGCCGCUGCGCCUCUUUCGCCGCUACUCGCGCGGCUCCGGGCGGGCGCGGGCUGCGUAGGAGCCGCCGGCGUGGGGCCGCGCUGCCUAGACUAGCCCCGGCUGCUUGUUUUGUCUCUGAAAUUGACAAGGACGCAGGGAAUCCGCUGCUAAAUAAUGUUUCUGUACGAUGAGCUGCCCCAUUACGGCGGGAUGGACGGAGUAGGGGUUCCCGCUUCCAUGUACGGAGACCCUCACGCGCCGCGGCCGAUCCCCCCGGUUCACCACCUAAACCACGGGCCGCCGCUCCACGCCACGCAGCACUACGGCGCGCACGCCCCGCACCCCAAUGUCAUGCCAGCCAGCAUGGGAUCUGCUGUCAACGACGCCUUGAAAAGAGACAAGGACGCAAUCUAUGGGCACCCGUUGUUUCCUCUGUUAGCUCUGGUUUUUGAGAAGUGCGAGCUGGCGACCUGCACUCCCCGGGAACCCGGAGUGGCCGGCGGAGACGUCUGUUCCUCUGACUCCUUCAACGAGGACAUCGCGGUCUUCGCCAAGCAGGUUCGCGCCGAAAAGCCUCUUUUUUCCUCAAACCCAGAGCUGGAUAAUUUGAUGAUACAAGCAAUUCAAGUACUAAGGUUUCAUCUUCUGGAGUUAGAAAAGGUCCACGAACUAUGUGAUAACUUCUGCCACCGGUACAUUAGCUGUUUGAAGGGAAAAAUGCCCAUUGACCUCGUGAUUGAUGAGAGAGAUGGAAGCUCCAAGUCAGAUCAUGAAGAACUUUCAGGCUCCUCCACAAAUCUCGCCGACCACAACCCUUCAUCCUGGCGAGACCACGAUGACGCAACCUCAACGCACUCCGCAGGCACCCCAGGACCCUCCAGUGGGGGCCAUGCUUCCCAGAGUGGAGACAACAGCAGUGAGCAAGGCGCUUCGGAGACUGAGGCUGACCAUUUACUAUUGUGGAAGCCCAUGACUGAUCGCACAGGAUGCGUUUCAGUGCAAAUGUCAAGAGAAGAUAGAGAAGAAAGCAGAGAGGGAAAACACUCUCCACAACCACUUGAAAACAUCAUCAUUCCCUGUCAGCCGCCCUUUCGUGGGGAAAGCGAAGCUGGAGGCGAUGGGUUAGACAACAGCGUAGCUUCACCUGGCACAGGUGAUGACGACGAUCCAGACAAGGACAAAAAACGCCAGAAGAAAAGAGGCAUAUUCCCCAAAGUCGCGACAAAUAUCAUGAGAGCGUGGCUCUUCCAGCAUCUCACACACCCGUACCCUUCAGAAGAACAGAAGAAACAGUUAGCGCAAGACACGGGACUGACAAUUCUGCAAGUGAACAACUGGUUUAUCAAUGCCAGAAGAAGAAUAGUGCAGCCCAUGAUUGACCAGUCAAAUCGAGCAGGUUUUCUUCUUGAUCCUUCAGUGAGCCAAGGAGCAGCGUAUAGUCCAGAGGGUCAGCCCAUGGGGAGCUUUGUGUUGGAUGGUCAGCAACACAUGGGGAUCCGGCCUGCAGGACCCAUGAGUGGAAUGGGCAUGAAUAUGGGCAUGGAUGGGCAGUGGCACUAUAUGUAACCUUCGCCAUGUAAAGCAAUCUCAAGGCAAGGGGAAGUUUGCAGAGCAUGCCAGGGGACUACGUUUCUCAGGGUGGUCCAAUGGGAAUGGGUAUGGCCCAGCCAAGUUACACUCCUCCCCAGAUGACCCCACACCCUACUCAGUUAAGACAUGGACCCCCAAUGCAUUCAUAUUUGCCAAGCCAUCCCCACCACCCAGCCAUGGUGAUGCACGGAGGACCCCCUACCCACCCUGGAAUGACUAUGUCAGCACAGAGCCCCACAAUGUUAAAUUCUGUAGAUCCCAAUGUUGGCGGACAGGUUAUGGACAUUCAUGCCCAAUAGUAUAAGGGAACUCAAGGAAGAAGGAAACACACGCAAAAACUAUUUUAAGACUCUCUGAACUUUGACCAGAUGUGACACUUAAUAUGAAACUCCAGACAGCUGUGAUUAUUUUUUACUUUUUGUCAUUUUUCAUCAAGCAACAGAGGACCAAUGGGACAAGAACACAAAUGUGAAGCGACGGGCUCAUCGAGACAAUUUUGUCCAUGCAAAGAUCCUCUGGAGAAAGACUCCGAGAGUUAUAACUACUGUAGCAUAAACAUAGGGACUAAGUUAAACUUGUACAUUUCUGUUGAUCACUCCGUUAUGUUGCCUCAAAUAGUUUUAGAAGAGAAAAAAAAAAUAUAUCCUUGUUUUCCACACUAUGUGUGUUGUUCCCAAAAGAAUGACUGUCUUGGUUCAUCAGUGAAUUCACUAUCCAGAAGAGACUGUGGUAUAUUUUAAACCUGUUGGGCCAAUGAGAAAAGAACCAUGCUGCGGAGCGAGAUGGACACUUGUCUGAACCUCAUCACUAACUCCAGCGGCUAGAAUGUGUUUUCAUGCCCGGCCUUUGUUCCCCCCGUCCAUGUGUCCUUUAGUUUCAAACAGAUCUUUAUAGUUUGUGCUUCAUAAGCCAAUUCUUAUUAUGAUUUUGGGGGACUGUUCUUCAAAGAGCUUGCCAGUGAAGAUCUAGAGACAGAGCGAAGGCUUCUUCAAGUUCUGAGCCUUGGCUGUGGACAAAACAAUCUUAAGUUGGGCAGCUUUCCUCAACGCACAUACACACACACACACACACAAGUUAUUCAUGGUCGUUGCACCAUAAGUAGGAUUCUAUCAGGAACUCAAAGCUUGGGGGAUAAAAAGGAGCAAGAGAAUACUGUAACAAACUUCGUACAGAGUUCGGUCUUUUAAUUGUUUCAUGUUAGAUAUUCUAUGUGUUUACCUCAAUUGAAAAAAAAAAAAAGAAUGUUUUUGCUAGUAUCAGAUCUGCUGUGGAAUUGGUAUUGUAUGUCCAUGGGGUCCUCUUUUCUCAGCACGUGUUCCUCACUAGAAGAAAAUGCUGUUACCUUUAAGCUUUGUCAAAUUUACAUUAAAAUACUUGUAUGAGGACUGUGACGUUAUGUUAAAAAAAAAGGUGUUAAGUCACAAAAUGCGGUAAUAAAUAUUUCAUUUUUGAUUUUUUGUUAGGCUUUGGUGUUUUUUAAUGGUUUGAAGGUUGCAGGAGGCCAGCUCCUGGGCACUGAUGAAAGUACCUGAUGGUCUCCCACCACCCCCCCCCCCAAGGAAGUUGAGCAUAUUUAAGAUGUAACUUAGCAGCAUCUGUAGCUUUUCAUUGUGUGUUUGGACUCUUAGGUUUCAUCAACAGAAAACUUCCAAAGGUAUGAAAUUACUUGUGUUAUAUCCAGCUUGAGAGAUCACCUUCAAAAGGCCCAGCCUAUCUUAUUAUAGCUGCAUGAUGUUUUUAAAAGCAGUUGCAGAUUAAACUUUUGCCUAUGUACCCACCAGUAGAAUAAAGGGUUUAUUCCAUGUUAAUUUUAUAUCAUAAGAAGUUAUGUGUGUGCUCAAACAUGAUUUAUCUGUACUCUAUCUUACUCAAAUACUGUUGACUCUGUACAUUAAAGCUCAUAUAUGAUGUCUAUAGAUAAGUAAACACUUUCUAUGGAGUUGGGAAUUCUAAGCUUAAAAGAGUGCUUAAGCAUUAAUAUUUAGUACAAAUAAUACAGUGGUAUCUUUCUAAUAAGGUUGCUUUCUCCAUGUGCAGGGAUGCAAGUAUGAUAGUCUGGUGCCUCAAAAAUUUUUUUUUCAUAAAAAAAAAGAAAAGAAAAAAAAAAGAGAUACUUUGAUAGCAUUUUCAAAGCUUUACUUGGUAAUCUAGAGCCACAAGCUUGUUGAUGUUGCAGUGUCUACUAAAGUGUGCAAAAUGUAGCCGCUUAAGAUAGCUGCACACUCAAAGAGUUUCCAAAUAAACACACAGCUGAGGCUUUCCUAACUCCUAAAUGUUGACGCCUCCAUCUAAAGGGGAGGAUAAAUAGGAGAUGGAGAGAUGAUUUGAUUUGGUAGGGAAGAGCUCACUAGUCAUACAAACUUCCACUUGGAAGCACUCCAUAGUGGCCUCUCAGGCAAACCCUUCCCUGUUUCCUUGUUAGGCAGCCUUAAUGGAAGCACUACAUAUGAAUGAGCAAGGAUAUAAAUUGCUAUUGUUUUCUUUUAUAUUGUUAAGUAAAAUUUUUAUAAGUGCAUUUAUCACUUUAAUUAGUGCACUGCUCUUUAAACCUAGAAAUAGCAGUGUUUGACACAAACACACUGAUCUUGUAAAAUACAUAGAGCCUCCCUCCCUCUCAUUAUCCCUGUUCCAUGCUACAUGGAAUCUUUCUGUAAAAUUUAAAUAUUUGCAUAUGUUUGCUUUAAAUGCUCUGAUGUAAACUCUGACAAGUUCCUCAUUUAUAAACUUACUCUCAUAUCAGUUGAAAGGGGAAAAAUUAUAUUGGCAGCUUUUCUCUCAUUGCUCUCCAUAAGGUAAUUGCUGAAGGGUUUCCUUGGUCACAAGCUCACGUUUAUAAAAAGUAUUUUAUGGAGUUAUUACUCCAGGAAGGGUACAGCCAGAGUGGUUGAGCCUUCGUUUGAAUUCACAGACUCAUCGUGAGCUUAGUAUCUUGGCCAAUCUGUAUCCUAUCAUGCUAAUUUUAACCUUAGAUAUUUGGAGAUGAGUGAUAAUUGUGGUAAUAUCUAUGUAUUUUCUUACCCCACCCCCACCCCAUUCUAUGACAGAGGGAUGAUGAAUUUAUCCAGUUUUUAUAGUGCUUUUUAUACCACCUCAGAAGGCGCUUGCUCCUAUCUCGGGUUUACUAUUUAGUAUAAAGAGUUCCGAUUUGGGUAUAUUUAAGAAAGACUCAGCUGUCAAACGCAAAGAAACUGGGAAUGGUGUUUUGACAACCAUAUAGUGUUAAAGGAAAUACUGUAGUCUGAAUAAAAUUGCUUAUGUUCUC